CAGGACGCCGCCCAGGACCGCUCGGACUCGCCCACCCCUUCCCCUGGGGACCCCGCGCGACUCUGCGCCGUUUCGGGCGCGCCGCGCCGCCCACUCGCCGCGCCGCCGCCGGGCAUCUUGUCUUAGCUCAAGACCUGCAUACACAAGACCUCAUACAUAGGGCCUCGAUCCUUCGACUUCAGUCCCCCCCCUCGUUCGGCCGCGAUGGGCCUGAGCGGCGUGGCCCUGGCGGCGGCAGCGGCGUGCGGCACACUGCCGGGAGCGCUGGCGUUGAAGGCCGCGGGUGCCGCGGGCGCCGAUGAGCGGGGCAGCAUCCUGGUCACUACCGGGUACUGGAGGCUGGACAACAGCCACGCGGAUGCCGGCGGGCUCCGCAACGGGCCGGGUGGCUACCUGAAGAGUAUGCACAAGGUCAUGUCGCUGAACACAGACAUCGCCAUAUACGGCGACGCCUUCGGCGUGGAGAACAUGCAGCUCGCCAGGGGCGAGGCCAAGCCUGCGUUGGCAGGUGCAGAGGUGCUGGAGAUCGAGUCGCUGGAGCCUUGCAAGUCGCACGGGGCUGAGAUGCGCGCCAACGUCUCGAAGUACACGCACCCGCUUCACAUGCACUCCAUCACGCUGGCUUGCAUUUGGGACGGCAAGUUCAGCCUGGUCGGGCGAUCCUUCCGGAAGUACCCUGGCUACGACUGGUACGCGUGGCUGGACAUUGGCAUGCACGGCGGGGCGGAGAUGGACAAGAACAUGCUUGCCUGGGGAAACAAGCCGUGGCCGUCUGCAAGCAGGCUCGCCAAGCUCCCCACGGACAAGAUUUCCGCCAGUGGCACUGGGUACUGCGGCAACUUCAAGGAGGGCGACUAUCGCUUCGGCCACUGCGUGGCGGCCACCGUGUGGGUCAUCCCCGCCCGGAUCGUCGAGGACGUGGUGGCCCUCUUCUACGAGGAGCUCGAGAAGUGCUUCCGCAUCACGAAGGACCAGGACGAGUCGUACCAGUGCCUCAGCGAGCAGGUGAUCAUGACCCACAUGGAGGUAUCCGCCGCCAGCACAUAGACGCUGUAUCCACUGCCGCGGAGUCGUGCCCCCGGAUCUGAGUGCGGGAUAUGGGCACCUGCCCGCCCCUGAGGGCGAGAUGGUGCCCGCACCCACCGCUCCCCGGGGAAAGUCCAGGGGCAGGACUCCGGCAGCGGCCACGACGUGGAUGUGUGCCCCGGCGGCCCAGCUGCCAGGUGUCCCGCCCCGGGCUCUACAACUUCAUCGGCAAGGGCUACGGCACCGGCAUCAUGAACAACUUCACCACCGACCUCGCCGAGCUCGACGGGCCCUCCGACCUCUUCAGCUGGCUCGGCGCCGAGGACGGCCAGGUCACGACGAUGCUGGCGGCCGACAGGAAGCGGGGCCUCGACUGAGCGCCCCGCCUGGGCCGCCUUCACCGCCGGCCCUCGCCGCGCCCCAGCCCACAGAGGGCCUCCGAGGGCCGUCCGGGCCGCCUCUGCGGGGGCCUCCGCGAGCGGCGCGCGGGGCCUCCGAGAGCGGCGCGCCCGCGGCGGACGGCGGCCUCCUCUUGUUCCCAACCCGGCGGCGGGGCGCGCGCGCGCGCGCGGCUGAGACUGACUUCGCCGCCGCCGCGGCUGUUCCUCCCCCC
Molecule: messenger RNA, 1639 nt
Organism: Prorocentrum cordatum
Lineage: Eukaryota; Dinophyceae; Prorocentrales; Prorocentraceae
Source: the annotation of a GenBank genome assembly